Molecule: messenger RNA, 2733 nt
Organism: Dipodomys spectabilis (banner-tailed kangaroo rat)
Lineage: Eukaryota; Metazoa; Chordata; Mammalia; Rodentia; Heteromyidae
Gene: Orc1
Product: origin recognition complex subunit 1
Exons: 17
Coding region: 128-2719 (863 amino acids)
Biological process (GO): DNA replication initiation; mitotic DNA replication checkpoint signaling
Cellular component (GO): nuclear origin of replication recognition complex
Molecular function (GO): chromatin binding; ATP hydrolysis activity; ATP binding
Source: RefSeq, a predicted model, not a curated record
UGUGGCGUGCUAAAAGGACGACUGCUAGGGCAAGUUAGAGUUGCUGCAGCCCCUGGAGCUCCCGAGGCGGUGGCAGUGGGAAGCGGAGGCUUGCAGCCAGCGUAAGGAAACUUUGGCGCCCGGAACCAUGACACCAUACUCCACAAGGCAGAAGACCAGACAAAUAUACUCAUGGGUUGGCAGGCCAUUGUUUGAUCGACAGCUUCACUACCAAACCUACAAAGAAAUAAGUAUGAAAACAAGAAGUUGUCCCACUGAGAUUCACAUCCAGGUUGGACAGUUUGUGUUGAUUGAAGGAGAUGAUGACGAAAAACCUUAUGUUGCUAAGUUGAUUGAGUUGUUUGAAGACGAUUCUAAACUUCAUUUCAAGAAACGCGCUCGAGUACAGUGGUUUGUCCGAUUCUCUGAAGUCCCUCUCUCAAAACAGCAUUUGUUGGGCCGAAAGCCUCAUAAACAGGAAAUAUUCUGGUAUGACUACCCUGCUUGUAAUAACAACAUUAGUGCUGAGACCAUCAUUGGCCCUGUUGAGAUAGUGGCAUUAGCGGCAGAUGAAAUGUUCCCUGGGGAUCUGAAACAUGAGAAGACACUGUUUGUAAAACUGUCUUGGAAUGAAAAGAAUUUUAAACCACUGUCUCUAGAACUACUUGCUGAGUUAAAGAAACUACAAGGAGUUAACUCUACAUGCCAGAAACCCCUGGAAGCUAAGACUAUGACACAAGAAAGUCCUUCUUUGACCACUGCAGAACAUGUGGUCAAAGGGAUUGAAUCAAGUCAUUCUUCCUCCAAAUCUCGCCAAACUCCCACUCAUCCUGUUGCCCCCAAUGCAAGGAAAAGGCUGGAGCUUAACGAUUGUCCCAGGACACCUAACACUAGGAUAUCCCAGCAGACUUCGUGUGUUGCCUUGGAUUCUCCAGGAAGGACUAAAAGAAAAGCAGGUUUCCUUGAGUCUACCUCACCUUAUAAGAAGUCUCAGCUGGAUGGAGUCAAGGCUUCAUCUCCAGUGCUUAAAGUCCCAGGAAAAACUGGAGAGGUUCCAUACUUUUGUGCUGAGGAUAACAAAAAGUCUUCAUCUGAAUGUCAAAUGACCCUAAGAACCCGAGUCCCCACUCUGAAAAUCAUGGAGACUGAGGAAAGCUCAUUGAGCCCUGUCAGAGGAGAUAAGAGAUCUUCAAUGGUGCCUUCUGUGAUUCUGAAACCAGAAAAGAUCGAAAAGAGGGAGGCAAAAGAGCCAGAAGCUGGCAGUGAAGCUACCAUCACUUCUCAUCGUAUCCUCAGGAAGAGUUCUCUCUUAACCUUGAGCCGGAUCAGGCAGCACCUUUGGCUUCUAGAAGAUAAGAAAGGUGACCAAGAGGAGGAAGAGUUCAUGCCAAAAGCAGAGGUCUCAGACUCGAGCAGUGAGGAGGAAGACACUUCCACCCCAUCCCUUCCAAGGCGGAAUCCCCAACGCCAGUCCAGGAUUUUGCAGCCCUCCUUAAGUCCAUCCAUGCAGAUGCCCUCCAAAACACCAAAAAAACCUGUGAAGCCUAGAACACCACGUCAUGCCACUCCCCAGAUCCGCAGUCGGAACCUGGCUGCCCAGGAGCCAGCCAGUGUGCUGGAGGAGGCCCGGCUGAGGCUUCAUGUUUCUGCUGUGCCUGAGUCUCUUCCCUGCAGGGAACAGGAAUUUCAAGAUAUUUAUAACUUCGUGGAGAGCAAACUCCUUGACCGUACUGGAGGGUGCAUGUACAUCUCUGGGGUUCCAGGGACAGGGAAAACUGCCACUGUACAUGAAGUGAUUCGUUGUCUGAAGCAGGCAGCCCAAACAGAUGAUGUUCCUUCCUUUCAAUAUGUUGAGGUUAAUGGCAUGAAGCUGACAGAGCCCCACCAAGUCUAUGUGCAAAUCUUGCAGAAGCUGACAGGCCAGAAGGUAACAGCUAACCAUGCUGCAGAACUGCUGGCAAAGCGAUUCUGUACCCGAGGAUCCUCCCGGGAAACCACCGUCCUGCUUGUAGAUGAGCUUGACCUUCUGUGGACUCACAAACAAGAUGUACUGUACAAUCUUUUUGACUGGCCCACUCACAAGGAGGCUCGGCUGGUGGUUCUGACCAUUGCUAACACCAUGGAUCUGCCAGAAAGGAUCCUGAUGAACCGAGUGUCCAGCCGAUUGGGUCUUACUAGGAUGUCCUUCCAACCUUAUACGCACAACCAGCUGAAGCAAAUCCUUGCGUCCCGGCUCAAGCAUAUAAAGGCCUUUGAGGAUGAUGCCAUGCAGCUGGUAGCCAGGAAGGUGGCAGCACUCUCGGGAGAUGCACGGCGCUGCCUAGACAUCUGCCGUCGUGCUACAGAGAUCUGCGAGCUCGACCACCAGAAGAAUGACUCUCCAGGCCUGGUUACCGUGGCCCACUUAAUGAAGGCUGUGGAUGAGAUGUUUUCCUCAUCAUUUAUCACCGCAAUCAAAAAUGCCUCUGUCCUGGAACAAGGCUUCCUGAGAGCCAUCCUUGCAGAGUUCCGGCAAUCAGGACUAGAAGAAGCAACAUUUCAACAGAUAUACACUCAGCAUGUGGCCCUGUGUAGAAUGGAGGGACUGCCAUACCCCACCAUGUCAGAGACCAUGGCUGUAUGUUCACGCCUGGGUUCCUGCCGCCUUCUUCUGGUGGAGUCCAGCAGGAACGACCUCCUCCUUCGUGUGCGGCUCAACGUCAGUCAGGAUGAUGUGCUGUAUGCACUGAAAGAAGAAUAAAGGCUUCAAAAGAG